Messenger RNA from Dicrocoelium dendriticum, 1040 nucleotides. The record is from the annotation of a GenBank genome assembly. NCBI's taxonomy places the organism in Eukaryota, Metazoa, Platyhelminthes, Trematoda, Plagiorchiida, Dicrocoeliidae.
AUGUAUGGCCUUUUUCAACUGCGAUCUGCGGGAUUUGUAGAUGCUGCUGGAAUCGACGUCCGGUUAUGUGAUGUGGGUGAGGCCAUUCAAGAAACCAUGGAAUCGUAUGAAGUUGAGUUGGAUGGCAACACUUACCAAGUAAAGCCAAUUCGUAAUCUCAACGGGCACUCAUUGGGUCCAUAUCAAAUUCAUGCAGGAAAAACCGUUCCAAUCGUCGGCGGUGGCGAGCAGACAAAAAUGGAGGAGAAUGAAUACUACGCAAUCGAAACAUUUGGCUCCACGGGACGUGGUUAUGUGACCGACGGUGACGAAGUCUCACAUUACAUGAAGAAUUUCAAUGUUGGCCAUGUUCCCUUACGGCUUACGCGCAGCAAACAGCUGCUCAGCGUCAUUGAUCGUAAUUUCGGGACCCUGGCCUUCUGUCCGCGUUGGCUUGAUCGUCUCGGGGAAACAAGGUACCUCAUGGCAUUACGCAAUCUAUGUGAUGUUGGUAUCGUUGACCCUUAUCCACCUCUUUGUGACCAACGCGGCUCAUUUACUGCUCAGUGGGAGCACACAAUCCUACUCAGACCCACCUGCAAAGAAGUGGUUUCUCGUGGUCCAGAUUAUUGAUCACCGUUAAAACAUUUCCCUUGCGACUACCAAACUUGCGGUUCCUUGCCAUUUCUGGAUGUGGCGCAUUGUUUAACUCUGCUUGUACUACUUUGCUCAGAUGGCAUAUGUGCACCAUUUCAGAUCCACUUGUGUCCACAUCUUGGCGUCUCCUAACGUGAUAUUUAAAACUUUAUGCAAACAUUUCUACUCUUGCUUUGUUUUUCUUUAAAUAUGAGUCAAGUAUCUACUUUCGCCCUAGCAUUUGUCGUGUUCAUUUAGGCAACUAGGCUGCAAUUUUUUGAUGGUUAAACUAAGUAUGGAGAAGUGGCAUUGCCUCGCUUGCUUUCUCUACUUGCUUAUGUUCCCUAAAUAGCUCCGAUUAGUGAAACACGCUAAUCUACCUCCUUAUAAUUUUCUUAUGCCGCCCGCCUAAAUAAAAUUGAGAC